UGGAGACUCUGUAUACUCUCGGAGUGUUCGCUCCCAGCAGUUGUUUGAUGCCUACCAGAAAAUGUCACUGACUUUAGUGACAGUUUUCCUGUAAAGAGGAUAUGGAUAAAGAAGACAUGGAACAUAAAAAGUUAAAAGACAGAAUACCGCCAGAAGGUGACACUGAUUCUGACUCCAAUGACGUGAUCUAUGUGAAUCCAGCUGACCAUGAUGGACCAGAUUAUGUGCCUACAUUGACAUCUCGAGACCGGAGAAUGAAGAAAAGAUGUGUCAAAAAGCCAGCUAUGACUGCUGAAGACCGCCAUGACCAGAUUCUUCGAGAUGCUGGAUUUGACACCGCUGGUAUGAGUAAGCAAGAGAAAAAAGAAUUUGUGAAAGUUAUAAUGAUGUCUAAGGAUGAGGCUACACCAACCAAAAAAGUUGUGACAGAUGUUACUGGUGAUACAUUGAAUUCCUCAAGUCAGAAUGAACACCCUUUUAACAGAAGAGACCAUCCUACUGCUGUAUCUGAUGUUGAUUCCAUCAAUGAGACUCCACAGCCAUUGAUCAAAGUUGAGCAGUCAACAGUACAUCAAUCGCCCCUUAAUGAUGAGGGUAACGAUGGUAAAUCAAAGAACAAAGCGCAAAGGACCAAGAUUGUGACAGUAUUUUCCCAGAAUAAAGUCAAGAACAGUCGAAACAAUCAAGGUUAUACAAAAGACAGCAAUGAUGAAGAUGCUGACAAGGAAUUGAUGUUCCCAAAGGACAUGAAGCAGGCUUUACCCAUAAAAAAUGUAGUGGUGGAGAAACAUCAAGUCAAGAAAGGAAGUUGUAAACGGUCAAAUACACAGGCAAAAAGUGUUGCUGAUGAAAGACCCAAGAAGCAGAGAAAGAUGGAGCAGUAUUCACACAUAGUCAUCAAUGAAGAUGUACCGAAUAUAUCACCAGAUGAAGAAGAAAUGAUGGAGAAAAGAAAAUUUUCUCCGAAGAUGGUAUCAUCCCUCACCACGGAGGAUGAUGACACACAGCCUCCAGAUUCUUCUGAUGUUUUGGGGAUGGAGUCUUCAGAAGAAUUGAAGGCUGUCCGAGUGGUCAGUACACCAGAGGAGAAAGAUGAAACAACACAGGAAAUGGACUACUUUAAUUAUCAACAAUCUAAUGUCCAAGCAGCAUCAGUUCCGGACAGUCAAACAACACCACCUCAUGAAGAUGACAAUGUUCAGCAUCGAUUAGCAGGACAUACUCCACCUCCAAGAAUAUUUCAGCAAAUUCACGGUGCAGGUGAUGCAGCACCUUACAGAAGGAAAAAUAGUUCUACCAAAAGUAAAAAUUCAAAUGUGUCGCACAAUGACAGAAGCUCUGAGGCUACCGCUCCAUCUGAAAAAAAAAUCUUUAAAACAUUGAAGAACAAGAUGGUAGAGAUGGCUCAUAUCGUACAAAACAAGUUUUCACACAAGUCUGACAAGGAUGGAAAAGGUGAUUCUACUGGUGAACCAGACGUUACCAGAGAGGAUUCGUCACCUUCACGAGAAACCAACUUUUAUGAUGUGCCGACCCUUAGAAGACAUUACAGAAAAGCAAGGAAGGUGACACCUAGAUAUCCAUUUUAUGCUCCUGAUGCUGGGAGUGUACAGUCCUACACCAAGGUUAUCCUCCAGUUGAUGGAAAUCUACAGCCGUAAACUGACGGAGGUUCAGACCAUGGCCGCUGAAAUGAUAGCCUGGGGUGAUCCAGUGAAGUGUGGCCGCCAUAUGGAAAAGACACUAGACUUUGCUCCAGUCAGCCGAACAAGACAAAAUCUGUAUAAGGAGGAGAGUUCAGAGGAAGAUGAGUUUGUACCGUACAAGCCAAAAAUAACCAUGCCAAAGAAACUUGUGAAGCUUAAAGGCAGUCAUUCCAAAAUAAAGGAGGACCCAAACUAUGUUCCAAAGCACAGUGAGGACAAAGAAAAGUCUUUGCAUGACACAGAAACGCAACCUUUUGGUGACCAUGUGGAAAAGAUUGUAGAUGAGGCUGAUGUAUUAGAUAACACAUACCCAGUUGCUCCGAAUCAUCAAAGACAUGAACCAAAAAUAGAGGAUCCAGACAGUAUGGUUAGGUCUGAUGUGGAUGUCUGUCUGUCUGUUGAGAAACGAAAAAAUCAGCCACGCAUAAAAAGAGGAGAUAAAUCUGAUGGCGAGCAAAUGACUGAUAAACCAGACACUGGUUUUAGUGGUAGAAAAGCAACUUUACCUGUUACCGGUCAAGUCAGGCCUGUGCGCAGGACAAUAUACACAGACAUCCCCACAAAUCCUAAGGCUGUGAAAAACAAAGAGCUUUCAGAUAUAUACAGCUUAUCGGAUGACAAUAGUGGCGAAGAAUUUCUUUCUCUGAAAAGAAGUGGCGGGAACUACCGAAAGACAAGAAAUAGACAUGCAAAGCUUCAAAGGAAAUUGUUAGAGAGAUCUGAUAGUGGGUUCUCUGUAGAAAGUGCCCGAUCAGAUGAUGAAAAUGAUGAUGCAAAACAUUCAGGAAAGACUGUACAACAAAGAGUUCCUUCACCAUUGAGAAGGAUAAGGUUACCCAGUCCUCCUGACUUUCAGUCUGAAUCAUCCAUGGACAGUCUCAGUCAGCAGUCUGCAGCCAUGAUCAAUGCCCAGGGAGAACUCUAUUCUACUCAGGUCUGUCUACAGCGGGAGAGAGCAAAAACAAGAAAGCCAGUUUCAAAAACAACCCAAAAGGAUAACAUAUACAGUAUUGAAGAGGAGGCAGAAAGUGUGGUGAAGCCAAAGAAAAGGAAGCAAAUGCCAUCUGGCCAGAGUCAAAAGGAGUUCAGCAAGCUUACAAAAGGAAGUAGUAUUGACAGUCAUUCUGAUAAAUCUAAUGAUUCUGCGGAGACGCAGGAAUAUACUGGGCAAAGCUCUCCUUCUGUCAGUGAAAAAUCCAAGGAGGAACUACCAAUUUUACGGGAGGAGCCAACCCUUGUUGAUGAUAUGGUAACUCCAACAGACUCUCCUGAAGGUGGAGACCAAACAGAAAAAAUGGAAAGUCAGUCACCAAACUUCAAAAAGGGACGAGGCUCAAAGAACUUGAAAAUAGGGAGAUUUCUUUCUGAUGAAUGUGAUAAAGAAGUUUCCUUCAAAGAUUUAUCUGAGGUUACAGAUUUAGAGAACAUUGCUCCUGCAUUCUCCAUGUGGGAGCCUCCACAACAAACAUCGAUUAAUAUAGAAGCUAUUAGGAGGAGGAAAAGGACUCAGAAAGAGGAGAAGAAUGUACAGAAAAAAAGGAAAGAAGAACUGAUAUCCCUUGUGCCAUGUCCGCUGUGUAAUGUGCCUUUCCCACAGGACCAAAUAGAGGCUCACGCAGCUGAAUGUGAAGGAAACGAAGUGACCAAUUCUGAUAGUGCUGCUAUUCAGCACAAUAGUGCAGAGUAUGAUGACGCUGAUUUUGAUGCAAGUCCUUCAGGAAUGCUAGCAGGGGGAAUGAUGGAUUUUUUCAAGAACAGCCAGAGUCCACAGCAGGCAAACUCCCCUUCACCCCAGAAACGUCGGACAGUUGCCAAUAAAUUGACAGGGGAGAUAACCGAGCAGGUUAUAAGGAAGAUGAUGACGUGUUACCUGUGUGAUGAAAAGUUACCAGCAGGACAAGAAUAUGACAACCACAUCGAAAUUUGUUUAAUGGAAGCACAACAAAGACAGGCUGAGGCUGAUGCCCGAGGAUACUUGGGAACAAGUAAUUCUGCUGUUACUCCAGAGAAAAGGUCAACAAGGUCAAGAAUGAAAGAGGAACAAGGAAGCAAAUUACUGGGACGACUGGACCAAGUGCAGCACCAGACUGAAGGGUACACAUCAGAGACUGAAGAAGAGUUGUGCACACUGGGUAGUUUAAUCAGGAAGAAACCUGGAAAAGAAAACAAGACACACGUCAUUACUAGAGAGUAUGGUUUGGAAACUGAGAGCAGCUACACUGAUUCUUCCUCAUCAGAUUGGGACCAACCAUCCCAACCAAUAUCUAGAACCAGUCAAUCACAGAAAUCUGGACAUAAAACGAGCCAUUCGAAACAGUCCACCUAUGGAACCAACAACCUACCUGGAGACUGGACUAUAGAAGAACUUACAAGUUCCCCUCUAAAAACAUUUGUUCCUAUAAAUGUACAGGAGAAUCCAGAAGGUUUUAUAAAUCAGUUUGACAAUGCCAAGAGGCGUUUUGAGAACAGGGUACAGACAAAAACAAAAGUUCAUCAAAAAGGUAAAAAAAGAAGGAAACGGAAGAAAAGAAAAACAACUGCCAACAAACCGACUGCUAAAAGAAGGAAAUUAGAUAAUGCUGAAACUCUUUAUAUAUGUUAAUUAGGGAAAUCCCAAUUUGUACAGCACCAUUGUCUACUUCUCUUAAAGUAAUGGUAAUGUAUGUGUAGGGAAAUCCCAAUUUGUACAGCACCAUUGUCUACUUCUCUUAAAGUAAUGGUAAUGUAUGUGUAGGGAAAUCCCAAUUUGUACAGCACCAUUGUCUACUUCUCUUAAAGUAAUGGUAAUGUAUGUGUAGGGAAAUCCCAAUUUGUACAGCACCAUUGUCUACUUCUCUUAAAGUAAUGGUAAUGUAUGUGUAGGGAAAUCCCAAUUUGUACAGCACCAUUGUCUACUUCUCUUAAAGUAAUGGUAAUGUAUGUGUAGGGAAAUCCCAAUUUGUACAGCACCAUUGUCUACUUCUCUUAAAGUAAUGGUAAUGUAUGUGAUGAUUACAAUUAGAAUGUGCUUGAAUGAUAAAAAUUUAUAUUCUUUGAAAGUAAUUCAAGGUCACAGAGUUAUUGAAGUUAUGAAAGUUUCAGAUGACCAUCUUCAAUAUUGAUACAUUGAGUGACUGUGAUGAAAGGCUUUUCAAACUUCUUAGAUCAUCUGAGACAAAGUCUCAUGGUGAACUAUUGCAAUGACCUUUUGCCUGGUGUUGUACAUCAUUGACUUUCCACAUUUUCUCUGUAAAUCUCCACAACAGAUUCAAUGAAAUUUUGAAGAAGCCGCUGAUGGCGAAAGAAGUACCAAAAUUGUAAAUUAAACGGUCCCAACCCCCAAGGUCAAAUUGAUAGAAACUGCAAAAAUCUUCUCAAUACCUAUAUAUGCUCCUUGUGGAUGGAAAAACUCUUUAGAUGCUUUACCAAAAUUGUGAAUUUCUUAACCCCCAGGGUCUCACAUUUCCACCUGGGAAAGGGGUAAAAUUUACUAUAGUUUAUUUAGGAAAAUUACAUUUUUAAGCAUAAUUUGCUUAUUUGAAAUAGUUCAAACUUGGUAAGAAUUAUUAGUAUAAGAUGAGUUUGGCAAUAUGUACACAUUUACACUGGCAAAAAAGGUCAAAUUGACUCAAAUUUGAAAGAUCUCAGUAUCCCAAUAUGAUAGAAUGUAUCAAAUGCUGUCCAAUGGAUGGAAGAAUUAUAUAGGAAAUUUACAUUUUUGAGUGUGAUUUCUUUUAAUCGAAACAUGUUUAGAAGCCUUAGUAUGGGACAGCAGUUAAUGUUAUGCACAGUUUACAUUAGCAUUACAUGUACAAUGUAGUUUUAUCUUACAUUUUUAACAAGAUUUUUGUAUAUAUUACUAUGACAUCUUACAAGAAUUAUCGUAACUCAUGUGACUACUAAGGCCCCUGGGCUUCUUGUUCAAAUAAAUUAUCAAAAUUUCUGUUCAUUGUUAAGAAGUCAAAUCUACUUGAAAUGUUGAAACAUCAAGUCUAUUUUCAUGAUGAAAUUACUUUAAAGUUGACUCAAGAUUACAAUUGCCAAAUCUUUUCUAAAAGAUGGAUUUAAGAUGUUUCCAUGUCUAGAUACGUAUCAUCAGUACCUCAUUUCACUAGCCAUUUAUAUACUGUGGCUAUUAUCAGAGCUCUUGAGCAUCUUUCGUUUUGAAGGCACGGUGAAUACGAAGUUUUUGAUCCUCCUAUGUCUUCCCAUGCAAAACAUUCAUUUUGAUCAAUGGAGCCUUGAAUUUUACCCCAAGAGCGCACAUUGCUGUAUCUGCUUGUAUCUCUGAAACGUUACUAGAGAUGACCAGAAUUUUCUAAAGCCAACCGAAAUAAGCAUCUCUGUAUCCAAGGCGACAGCAUUCAAAGUUUUUACCUGAUUGACAAAUGUACAAAACUGAAGCCAAAUGUAAUUUCAUAUUGGAAGCCAUUGCAGUUCCAAUUUUUUGACUCACAAACGGCGAUAAUAAUUCGUUAAUAUUGUUUUGGAUAUGACAAAUUUAUUGCCAUAGAAAAUAUAAUAUUAGUUCUUUGUCAUAUUGUUUGAUGAGACCUAUUCUGAAAACAUAAUAGUUAAAACAUUUAUGGGAUCAAAGUGAUAAUACAUGAUUAUUACACAUGCAUCUUACAAUUGACAAAAAAGAAAGAAAAAAAAGUGCAAUGAAUUCGAAGUGAAUUCAACCUAAACACGUGUUUUUAGAAGAGAUGAUAUCGUACUAGCUAACUAUUGAUCCCAUGUUGUUGAGUUUUAGUUUGGAUUAUCAUAGUAUAAAU
This is a messenger RNA of Ylistrum balloti, 6459 nucleotides long. RefSeq lists its product as uncharacterized. Lineage: Eukaryota; Metazoa; Mollusca; Bivalvia; Pectinida; Pectinidae. The transcript has 20 exons. The record is from RefSeq and is a predicted model, not a curated record. The coding region runs from base 102 to 4307 and encodes 1401 amino acids.